Prunus armeniaca (apricot) is the source of this 252-nucleotide messenger RNA. Lineage: Eukaryota; Viridiplantae; Streptophyta; Magnoliopsida; Rosales; Rosaceae. The record is from the annotation of a GenBank genome assembly.
AUGUUUGACAUAGACCGAAUUUUGAGGCCUGGAGGUUUGUUUUGGUUAGACAACUUUUAUUGCUCCAAUGAGGAAAAGAAAAGGGAUUUAACCAGGUUGAUCGAGCGGUUUGGAUAUAAAAAGCUGAAAUGGGUUGUUGGGGAUAAGGUAGAUGCAGCAGGGUCAGGAAAGUCUGAAGUUUAUUUGUCUGCCGUUCUGCAAAAACCAGUUAGAGCUUUAAGCCAAGAAAAGUAUGAUAAAUUAACCAUCUAG